AAAGUCUUCACCUAACACCAAGCAUCCGCUUCUAUUUGUCAAGGUCGCGCCCAAAGCACCAGCAGCAGCAGCAGCAGCCGCGCAGAACGGUUUUCACGUUGAUUUUAGAGAGAGGGAGGGACAGAGAGCGAUCAUAUGGCCAAGGCUUUCUCCCUAACGCCGGCGGCUUCGCUUGCAGGCGCCGCGGCGGCGACUACUCGCAGGCUUCCGAGCGCCAGGGGAGCAGGAUUUAAUCUGUCGCCUCCUCCUCCGCCGCCGCCUCCUCUCUCUCUGAAAUGCCUCCGUUCGUCGCUGCCUCUCUCUCACCUCCUCCUUCGCCAGAGAAGGUCGGCGGUUCGUGCGACUGCUGGCGAUUUCACAACGGUUGCAUCUCCGAAGAGCUUUGCGUCCGAUCCCGAUCAGCUCAAGCGCGCCAGGGAAGAUGUCAAGGAGCUUCUUAAGACUACGUUUUCCCAUCCGAUUCUCGUGCGGCUAGGAUGGCAUGAUGCGGGUACUUAUAACAAGAACAUUGAAGAAUGGCCACAAAGAGGUGGAGCUAAUGGAAGUCUAAGGUUUGAAGUUGAGCUGAAACAUGGUGCCAAUGCAGGUCUUGUUAAUGCACUGAAACUUCUCCAGCCAAUCAAAGACAAAUAUCCUGGUGUGACAUAUGCUGAUCUAUUCCAGUUGGCCAGUGCUACUGCAAUUGAGGAGGCUGGUGGCCCCAAAAUCCCUAUGAAGUAUGGAAGAGUGGACGUGUCUUCUCCUGCUGAAUGUCCAGAAGAAGGCAGGCUUCCCGAUGCGGGACCCCCUACUCCUGCUGGUCAUCUGCGUGAUGUUUUCUACAGGAUGGGAAUGGAUGACAAGGAAAUAGUUGCACUCUCAGGUGCACACACACUAGGAAGGUCCAGACCAGAACGCAGUGGUUGGGGCAAGCCAGAGACAAAGUACACGAAAGAUGGACCAGGAGCUCCAGGAGGACAUUCUUGGACAGUCCAGUGGCUGAAGUUUGAUAACUCCUACUUCAAGGAUAUUAAAGAAAGAAAGGAUGAAGAUUUACUUGUUUUGCCAACUGAUGCGGUUAUUUUUGAGGAUCCCUCAUUUAAGGUGUAUGCUGAGAAAUAUGCUGAAGAUCAGGAUGCAUUUUUCAAGGACUAUGCUGAGGCCCAUGCCAAGCUCAGCAACCUUGGAGCCAAGUUUGAACCUCCCGAGGGUUUCUCGCUGGAGGAUGUCCCUGCUACACCUGUCCCAGAGAAGUUCAGUGCCGCCAAGUACUCGUCUGGAAAGGAUUAAGAUACCAGUGUGUUGUUUAGUUGUGCCGUUUCUUCUUCUUUUAAUAACACAAGAUGAAGAUAUUAUCAAAUCGUGUGAACUCACAUCUAAAACUUUGGAAGAGUCUAAAUGAGGAGGAGAGGAAUAGAGACUCAAUUCAAUAGUUUUUUCUCCUAUUUGAAUUGCAGAGAGAGCUGUCAGAGAGCAUGAAGCAGAAGAUACGAGCAGAGUAUGAAGCAAUUGGGGGAGCCCCAGAUAAGCCUCUCCAAUCAAACUAUUUCCUUAAUAUCAUCAUUGUGAUUGCGGUUUUGGCUCUUUUGACAUUUCUGUUUGGAAACUAAGUUUGGAUUCUUUUGGUUAUACAUGUUAUAGAAAGUGCUGCUUUGCUUAA
Diospyros lotus (date-plum) is the source of this 1639-nucleotide messenger RNA. Its product is annotated as probable L-ascorbate peroxidase 6, chloroplastic/mitochondrial. The coding region runs from base 136 to 1269 and encodes 377 amino acids. Gene Ontology annotation, biological process: cellular response to oxidative stress; response to reactive oxygen species; hydrogen peroxide catabolic process. NCBI's taxonomy places the organism in Eukaryota, Viridiplantae, Streptophyta, Magnoliopsida, Ericales, Ebenaceae. Gene Ontology annotation, molecular function: peroxidase activity; heme binding. The transcript has 12 exons. The record is from RefSeq and is a predicted model, not a curated record.